This is a messenger RNA of Diatraea saccharalis (sugarcane borer), 4305 nucleotides long. The record is from the annotation of a GenBank genome assembly. NCBI's taxonomy places the organism in Eukaryota, Metazoa, Arthropoda, Insecta, Lepidoptera, Crambidae.
AUGGACCCGAAAUAUUUCGAUACAGAGCGAUCACAAAAUCCGAGGGAGAGAGCCAACGUUCUGUCGAAACUCACUUUUUGGUAUACACGUCCUGUCUUCGCUAAAGGAAGGGAAGGCCAACUUAGCAUAUCAGAUGUUUACAGGUGUACUGAGGAGCACAGGGCUGCCCCGCGCGGUGAUGAGAUCGGAAAAAUAUGGAAACAGGAAUUAGAAAAAGAAGGGAAAGGCAAAAAGCCGUCCCUCUUGCGCGCCAUACUCAGAAUUUACGGGUUGCGAUUCGUAAUUGGAAAUCUGAUCUUCUCCGUCUGUGAAACUAGUGUAAAGUUAGCAAUACCGUUGUGCCUUGAAGGACUUAUCAAUUAUUUCUCACGGUCCCACUCUGGCAUACCUGUUACGCACGCGUACUUAUACGCCCUAGGUGUAGUAGGACUCAUGAGCCUCCAAGCGACGAUGUUACAUCCAACACUUUUGUGGCUACUGGAUAUGGCGUUGAAAAUACGUGUCGCCUGUUGUUCCCUUGUUUAUAGAAAAUUGCUUCGUUUAGAUCUGAACGUGGGUGGUAAAGCCACAGAAGGUCUAGCCGGGCACGUAGUGAAUCUCCUGACAACGGACGCGCAGAGAUUCGACAUGGCGGCUCUGUUCGUCAUGGACUUGGUCAGAGCGCCGAUAGAGAGCGCACUCAUUGUGUACCUUAUGUACAGGCAGAUAGGGGUCGCCACGCUGGUCGGAGUAGCGUUCAUAUUGUCGUUUAUACCGUUACAAGGGUACCUCGGUAAAAUAUCUAGCAAGUUGCGUCGUAAGACAGCAAUCAGGACUGAUAACAGGAUACGUAUGAUGAACGAAGUGAUACAGAGUAUAGAAGCUAUCAAGAUGUACGCUUGGGAGAAUGCUUUCGCCAAGAUCAUUGGCCAUGCAAGAAGAAAAGAAAUGAAUGUUAUCAAAAAAAUGUCAUGGCUCCGAGCCGUUAUGAUAUCAUGCGUUAAACUGAAUACUAAAGUCGCCAUAUUCUUAAGCAUAAUUUCAUUCAUAUCAUUUCAAAACGAACUUACCGCAGCCAAAGUAUACGUAAUAUUUACAUACUAUGAAAUGCUUAAGUAUAACUUGGUAGAUUUUCUACCGCUAGCGAUAACAUUUACGUUGGAAGCAUACGUAAGUGUGAAAAGGAUGCAAGAGUUUUUGUUGCUGGCUGAAGUCAAUAAUCAAGACGGCGUAGAUUUGGUUACGAUAGAUGAGAAACAGCCUGUUUCUAACGGAGUGUUUGAGAAGAUUGGAAAUGGCCAACAGACAUACAUCAAAUCGGAAACGGAUCUGGAAAUGUCAAAACCACCUGUGUUAUUGUCGAUGCAAAACUAUACUGCGCACUGGAGAAAUGCCGAAGACGAGUCUUUAGAUAAGAAAGUUGUUGCACUCAUGGAUAUCAAUUUAACGAUAAAACCGGAAACUUUGACAGUAAUCGUAGGUACAGUAGGUUCUGGCAAAUCAACGUUACUACAAGCUAUGUUAGGGGAAUUAACACCGACCAGUGGAUAUCUGCAGACCAAAGGAAAAAUCGCAUACGCCGCUCAAGAGCCCUGGCUUUUUGAAGCAUCGGUUCGUCAGAAUAUUCUUUUCGGUGAAGAUAUGGAUCUACGUAGAUACAAACAAGUGAUCAAGUGUUGCCAGUUGACAACUGAUUUGGAAAUAUUAUCCCAUGGCGACAAGACUAUCGUAGGAGAGAGAGGCGCCUCCCUCUCCGGUGGUCAGAGGGCGCGAAUAUCACUAGCUCGAUGCGUUUAUCAAAACGCCGACGUGUAUUUGUUGGACGAUCCGUUAGCUGCAGUCGACGCUAAGGUAGCGCAAGCUAUAUACGCAGAUUGUGUCCGCGGUUUCCUCAGAUCCAAAGCGGUGAUAUUGGUCACCCAUCAUGUGCAGUACGCGGCCCACGCCGACCAUGUGGCCGUCGUGAGAAAUGGACAGAUUGUAGCACAAGGAACAUAUCAACAACUGAAGAACGGAGCCAGUGAGUUUGAGAAGUUAGUGGAAGUGUCGGAGAGGGAUGAAGAAGAGAAACAGAAGCAGAAAGCUGUUAACUAUGAGAAUCAGGAGACUGUAGAACACAAUUACAAACUUCGAUCUCAGAGAUCCAUGUCUGAAGCGUCCCAGUUGUCCUUCAAUCUGGAUUUGGAUAACAAUUUGGAUCCCAAAUAUGAAGGUGAGAGUCAACACAAAGGUUCUGUUGCUAAGGGAGUUUACAUGGCUUACAUCAAAAGCGGUGGCUCCAAGUGGACGAUGCUGCUGCUAGUCUCCUUGUUCAUAAUCGCUCAAGUGUUCUACUCGGCUACUGAUAUAUGGCUGAAAGAAUGGGUAAACAUUGAAGAGGAACACAGUGCCACUGUGAGGAAACAAACCAAUGCUGAGCUGCCGCACAAUCGCUUCGCUCUCUCCCGUGAGCAGUGUAUAUAUGUGUACGGCACCCUAAUAGCCGUAUGUGUCUUAUUUACAUGGAACAAACUGGUCGUAUUCUAUAACACGUGUAUUAGAGCGUCUGUGACACUGCAUGAUACCAUGUUCAGGGGUGUAACAAAUGCUCCAAUGUGGUUCUUCCAUCACAAUCCGUCCGGUAGAAUAUUGAACAGAUUCUCUAAAGAUAUGGGACAGACUGAUACAUUGCUUCCGGUAGCUUUAGUGGACUGUGCCGGGUUUUUCCUGGAAGUGGUGUUCAUAUUGAUUGUUGUGUGUUUGGUGAACUGGUGGCUGGUGCUGCCCACUACCAUACUGGUGGUGUUCCUCGUGAUGUUGCGUAAUUUGUACGUGUGCACCAGCCGAGAGCUCAAAAGAAUAGAGGCCAUCGCCCGCAGCCAGUCGCUGAACCACGCGGCGGCGACCGUGUCCGGGCUGAGCACGAUCAGGUCGUGCGGGCGGCAGCAGCGCACGCUGGCGCGCGAGUUCGACGCGCUGCAGGACCUGCACUCCUCCUCGUGGGCGCUCGUGCUCGCCACCACGCGCGCCUUCGCCUGGUGGAUGGACAUGCUCUGCUGCGCCUUCCUCGCCUGCGUCACCGCCAGCUUCCUGCUGAUGCCCUCACACGAGACGGUUGGUGGCAACGUGGGGCUCGCCAUCACUCAGGUGCUCGGUCUGGUCGGCAUAUGCCAGUACGGCAUCCGGCAGACCGCCGAGGUGGAGAACCAGAUGACAGCGGUGGAAAGGAUACUGGAAUACAAAAACUUACCCCCGGAAAGUCCCGUGGAGCCCGACGAGAUAGCUUUGAAGAACAAACACCCUGGAUUGGAUCUGAACAAAUGGCCAACUAUUGGAGAAAUUGUGUUCGAUGAUGUAUCGCUCGAAUACGAGAAACAACCGAAGAAGGAGAUAGUCACAUCUGAAACCGUUAAAGAUGAACCGGCCCUGGCCAUCAGGGGCGUCAGUUUUACAAUAAAAGGGGCGGAGAAAGUGGCGGUUGUUGGCAGAACCGGUGCCGGCAAGAGUUCCUUGGUUAGCGCGCUCUUCAGAUUGAACCGCAUAACCGGUAACAUAUACGUGGACGGAGUGAACGCCGAAUGUACCGGUUUACGCACGUGGCGGUCGCGGCUGUGUGCGUUACCCCAGCGGGCCGCGCUGUUCGCCGCCACGCUGCGGGACAACCUCGACCCCGCCGGGAUAUACAGCGAUGCAGAGAUACACCGCGCGCUGCAGCAGGUGGAACUGAGCGAGAUGGUGGGCAAUAUGCCCGCCGGGCUGAACACCAAAGUGGGCGACGGUGGCGGCAACCUGUCGGGCGGCCAGCGGCAGCUCAUAUGCAUGGCGCGCGCCGCCCUCGCCGGGGCCAGGGUGCUCGUGCUGGACGAGGCCACCGCCAACGUGGACUCCACGACGGACAAACAUAUACAGGAUACUAUAAGAAGCAAAUUCGCCGACUCCACAGUCCUGACUAUAGCUCACCGUUUGAAUACCGUCAUGGAUUACGACCGUGUGAUCGUUAUGGACAAAGGAAAAGUGGUGGAGACAGGUCAUCCGUACGAGCUGCUCACUCAGAACCAACCCAAAACUGAUGCGCCGCAGAGGCGAUCACUGCUGCUCUCCAAGAGCCAGGCACCUCUGGCUAAACCAGAAAACUUUGCAUUUGAAUCCACGGACAAGCUAGAAGACGAGUCCCACAGACUGCUCACCGAGAUGACCAGAACGUAUUCCAAUAAGUCUGGUAUAGAACAAGAAACGAUGGGUAUAUUCAAGUCGUUGGUCGAACAAACUGGCAAAGAGACGGCGGCGCUCUUAUACAAAAUGGCCAAAGAGAGCUACAACAAAAUGCUGCAGAAGAAAAAUUCCUAA